AUGCCCGUGAAUUCCUCCGCCACAUUCGAAGUACGGCGCCCUGGUCUCGGUCUCCCGCUCGACUACUACUUGUCCAAUGGUCCACUGGAUGACCCGGAAGGGGACGUGUUCCCAUCAGCCCUAGUGGACGAGAAUACCCACUGGCGCGCCAACACCAUUACGACCCGCGAGCGUGGCAUGCUCUGGUUCAUAAACCUGGUGACUGAGAAGCCCAACUGGACUACAGACGUCUUUGACGACGCUGUCGUUGCCAGGUGGAGGGCGGAGCUGGAUAGGAAGGUGAGCGACGUGGUCGCGCGGGAGGAAGAGGGCGAGGAGCAGCUGUACCGGGUGCUGCGAGAGAGACGGCUGGCUCAGAUUGAACGGAGGCGUGUCCGUCGGGAGGCACGACGGGCUGCGCGGGAAGCUGUCCUCGCAGAACAGGGCCCAGCCGCCGUACAGGCAGAAGCGGCCAUCAGAGGGAACAGGAGGCGUGCUAGAAUGCCCUCCUUGGACGAGUCGGAUGGGACCCCCGAAGAGGACAGCGAUACUGGACCGACAGUCAAGUCGACUACAAAAGUGGACCCAUUGCGCCGCGGGUUUAGCAACGAAAUGUUCGACUAUUGCAUCGCAGAGUUGCGCGAUAAGGCCACCAUUCAUGACAAGCACGGCAUCGUAUCAGUGUUUGAUGGUGCUGGCGCCGUGUUCAAGACCGACGGCAUUCCCCCCACUCUCCGCAAGGCGCUGCAGUCUGCAAGCGAACGACUCGAAGCGUCACCUGACACCCAAGAUUUCCGGGAGGGCUUUGGCGGUGCCCGUGUGCGUGACCUCAUCGACCCUAGCCUUUGGCCAUUGGUGUACGGUAGGACUCGCGUCCUAAGGGACCGCGAUCUCACUCGUGAGACUUGCCUGGAGGCCUUUGGCAGCGGCGAGACGAUCCCCCCUGCUCCCCACCCUCAUGGUCCCAGGCAGGCUUCCGGCGGAGAGGAACAUGAUACCAGCUUUUCUUCCCUUGGAGAGGCUGCCGCCACCGAGGAGACGCCUGACGAAGCCCGGCACGCGAACACGAGGCUACUUUCCUACAAGUUUCAGUGGCUUCCGUGCGAAGUCGAGGUGGACCACGAGGGUGCACACAUUACAAGCUACAUCAAUAACCUCCAUCCGGUGCAGCACUCCGAGCUGUACACAGCGGUUGAAGGAGUCCUCACAAAGACUCUGCCACUGCUGGACGCGGUGUACGAUCGUGUCAUGACGUGGGAUACCACGUGGUCUGAUGAACUGUGGCCUCUCGAUCGAUGGGGACAUGGGCGUGAGAUCGACGAGAUGUCCAGCGACCCUCGGUGGCAAACCCGCAUCGUUUACGAGGAGCAAUCGCGCCUCUGCUUGACGCCCGGCGAAUGCAGCCUCAACGACCGGGGCAUCUGUGGGUGGCACUACACCCCCGAGAACAAGCGGUUGGACGAGAGGAUGACAAAUACCUCGGACAGCGAAGAAAUGGAGAAGAUCUCGGCAAUACAUUAUACAGCUUGGCAGCGAUACGAGGAGCAGUGGGAGACAACACACCCGUGGAAGACGCUGGAGCCGCGUGAGUACCAGUACCUUGGUCACCGGGAUUACAGACUGGCCGGCCCCUGGUUCAACGGCAAACGACAUCUUCAGGUCAUCGUCAAGAUGGUCACCAUCACCCUCUCUCCCGACAGUCCUUCGUACCCUGGCGGACAGUGGCAUGUCGAGGGAACUCUGAACGAGCGCAUCUGUGCAAGUUCCCUUUAUUACUACGACAUGGACAACAUCACUGAGACUCGUCUCGCGUUCCGCACCGUCGCCAACGGCGAGCGCAUUCCGGACCAUUUUGGCUGCCGACCGGGCAACGGGUUUGGCGUCUAUGGGUUUGACAUUCCAGCAUCUCACAUGGGACCGAUUGUUCAAGACCUCGGCAGCAUACAGGCCAGAGAGGGCCGACUCAUCGCCUUCCCCAACGCGUACCAGCACCGCAUCGAGCCGUUCCAACUCGCCGACAACAGCCGCCCAGGACACCGCAAGAUCCUCGCCAUCUUCCUAGUGGACCCCGCGACCCCUAUCGUCUCCACUGCCAACGUUCCACCUCAACAGCGCCAUUGGGGCUCCUUGCAUCACCUGGACACGAGUCUCCCUCCAGAGCUCCGCGAUGUUAUUUAUGACGAUCUCGGAGCCCCGUUCGACAGGCGUGAGGCAUUCAAGCUGCGCCGGCAGCUCAUGGAGGAGCGCGAUAACCUGUGUCAAACGUCGGCCAACAUCAACCGCCGUCGUAAACCUCCUCGUAUGCUGGCUGGCCAUUCUGACUGA
Apiotrichum porosum is the source of this 2304-nucleotide messenger RNA. RefSeq lists its product as uncharacterized. The transcript has a single exon. The coding region runs from base 1 to 2304 and encodes 767 amino acids. The record is from RefSeq and is a predicted model, not a curated record. NCBI's taxonomy places the organism in Eukaryota, Fungi, Basidiomycota, Tremellomycetes, Trichosporonales, Trichosporonaceae.